Messenger RNA from Protomyces lactucae-debilis, 873 nucleotides. RefSeq lists its product as uncharacterized. The coding region runs from base 1 to 873 and encodes 290 amino acids. The transcript has a single exon. Lineage: Eukaryota; Fungi; Ascomycota; Taphrinomycetes; Taphrinales; Protomycetaceae. The record is from RefSeq and is a predicted model, not a curated record.
AUGUCAAGCGCCACUGAGAGCGAGCUCACUGUGCAGCUCAAAGAAAUCGAACAGGUGCUCACGCUUGAUCCUGAAAAUGAGGAGCUGCUAUCUCUCAAGAAGGAGCUAGAAGACUUGAUUGCGCUCGAGACACAGCCAUCUGCUCUCUCACUGACAGACAAGAAGAAUGCCUCCCAGCGUACUCGAAAAGUGGGUGAGCUUGUCCUUGCCAAGUGGAUCACAGGCGAUCACCAAUACUACCUCGCCAAGAUUACGAGCAUCACGGGUAGUGCAGAGAAGCCUGUCUUUACAGUCAAGUUUACGGAGUAUAAUGAAGUACAGACACUUCAAGCGCAUCAACUGAAAGACGCCGAUGCCUUUUCACAGACAGCAUCUACCAGCAAGCGAAAGGUACCGCCACCUCCGCCACCUGCAGCUGGUCACACACCGAUAGUCCAACCCAUUGGUAUUCCUGCAGCUGAGCCUACCAAAAAGAAGGCAAAACCUGACCAAGCCCUUGAAUCAAGCAAGUCUUCAUGGCAAAGUUUCGCACAGGCCGGCCCGAAACGCAAGUCGGCUACAUUGCAGAGUACAAGUACCUUCAACAAGGUCAAGAAGGGAGGCAGCAUGUUUCGUACCUCCGAGGAUGGUCGUGUGGGUGUGAUGACGGGACCACAAGUGAGUCAGACUCUGCAGAGUAAUGUACGACGUGGCAGGCAUGUUUUUGAGCGAGAGGCGAGUGAGGAGGAUCGCUAUGAACGGAGCACUCGGCGGAGAAGUCGAAGUCGGUCGCCGCGCAAUGGAGAGCGAUACAGCAGACGAUCACGGAGCAGGAGCAGAAGCAGAAGUAGGAGCAGAAGCCGGGAUCGCGGACACAGAGACUGGCGUAGAUAG